Messenger RNA from Camelina sativa (false flax), 993 nucleotides. Lineage: Eukaryota; Viridiplantae; Streptophyta; Magnoliopsida; Brassicales; Brassicaceae. The record is from RefSeq and is a predicted model, not a curated record.
AUGAUUGAAUUUGAAUUUAGUAUUGACUUUAAACAUCACCUUUUGGAAAAUUUGUACACAAAUCCCAACGUUUCAGAUAAUCCUAACCCUCCACAUUCUGCUAAAUCCUCUCAGCCUAUUCAAUUUAGCAACCCAUUCUCUUCUCAGCCACCCCACUUUACCUCAACAUUCUCUUCUCAGCCCUCUCAUUUUAGCUCAACAUUCUCUCCUCAGCCUCUUAACUUUAGCCCAACAUCCGAAACUGAAGACUGUAUAGAGGUUACAGUUGAAGAGACUGAAGAAAACGGCGGCAGAGGAAGUAGGAAGCGGUGGAGUGCAAAGGAAGAUUUCAACCUCAUAAGUGCUUGGUUGAACACAAGCAAGGAUCCAGUUGUAAGUAAUGAGCAGCGGUUAACAAGUUUCUGGAAGAGAGUUGCAGACUAUUACAAAGCAAAUGAUGGAUCAGCCGGUUCAAACGCAAGAGGGCCUUCACAAUGUAAGGCUAGGUGGAACAAGAUAAACCACCAAGUCAACAAGUUUGUGGGAUGUUACGCACAAGCAAGUGCAAGAAGGAAAAGUGGAGAAUCAGAAGAUGACGUGAUGAGAAUGGCGUAUGAGCUUUACAAUAACGACAUGAAGAAGCCAUUUAUGCUUGGACAUUGGUGGAGGGAGCUGAAGCACGAUCAGAAAUGGAUCACAGAAGAAUGUAACCACAAGCGGACUAAGCUUGCAUCUGAGACUACUACUACGUGCAAUGAUGGAUCUGAGAAGAGGCCUCCGGGGGUUAAAGCUACUAAGAACAAAGGGAAGAAACCGACUGUUAGUAUUGAUGUUGAGGAUGGUUCUGUCCGUAAGUUAGAUAAGAUCAUUGCAAUGAAGGAUCAAGAACAAGCGGCUAAAGAGAGGCACGACAAGAUAAGAUUGCUAGACAGCCUGCUUAACAAGAGUGAACUAACACCAGCUGAAGUGCUACUUAGAGACAAACUAGUAGAUCAAAUGUUGACAAACAUUUAG